CUUGCAGUCAAUGAUUAUCGAUUACAACUCCACCGAUACAAAGUUCGGUAAUAACAGUGAAAAUGACUGAGAAGGGACCAUCAUGGCGUUAAAAACAUCUUCCUGCAGGCUUUUAUUUAAAUUCAUCCAUCAAGGUGUUGUGGCACCGCUCGCUGCCCAAAACGCCCUCCGCUCCGUGCUGGGAUGCAGCUCCACGAGGGGAUACUACAACUCUGGAAAGCCCAGCUACGCUGGACCCGGAAGGGCGGCCCACGUCCGGGUGGUGGACCUCCGUAGCGACACGGUGACCAAGCCGGGUCCGGCCAUGCGCCAGGCAAUGGCGGAGGCCGAGGUAGGAGACGACGUGAUGGGAGAAGACCCGACAGUUAACGAGUUACAGAAAAUUGCAGCAGAUAUGUUCGGGAUGGAGGCCGCCCUGUUCGUCCCCUCUGGAACGAUGAGUAAUCUCAUUGCAGUGAUGGUGCACUGCAGGGAGCGGGGCGACGAGGUAAUCGUGGGGGACUUGUCCCAUUUACACAUCUACGAGCAAGGAGGUAGCGCUCAGCUGGCUGGCGUGCACUCCACCACGGUGACCACGCUCCCCGAUGGGACGUUUGACCUGGAGCAGCUGGAGUCAAAGAUACGCCACGGUUACCCAGACCCCCAUUACCCACGAUCACGGCUCGUAUGUGUGGAAAACACGCACAACAUUCAAGGGGGACGUGUGCUACCUCUGGCUUUUCUGCAGGAGGUGCGUGCUUUAGCAGAUCGAUAUGGUCUGUCCGUUCACAUGGACGGAGCCCGGGUAAUGAACGCCGCUGUAGCUCAGGGAGUGCCUCCAUCUGCCAUACUGCAGCACACAGACACUGUUAGUGUGUGCCUCUCCAAGGGUUUGGGCGCCCCAGUUGGUACCGUGCUGGCUGGACCCAAGGACUUCAUAUCCAGAGCGGUACGGUGUCGCAAAGCACUCGGUGGGGGAAUGCGGCAGGCUGGCAUACUGGCAGCAGAUGGAAAACUCUCCUUACAGAAUAUGAUUGGAAGACUGGAGGAGGAUCACGGCAAUGCAAAAACGUUUGCUCAAGCUCUUCUCGACUGCAAUCCUAACUUGUUCGCUGUUGACUUGGCUGCCGUGGAGACAAAUAUCCUGCGUUUCCGCCUGCAGGAUCUCAGUUUGAGUCCCCGCGAGUUCUGUGACCACAUGGCUCAGGUUAGCGAGAGUGAGGAGGCUGCACUCGGGCAGGGGAUACAGGUUCUCAUGUACCCUCAUUUUGGGAACUCUGUCAGGGCCGUGUGGCAUCUUGGGAUUUCUCCUGAAGACACUCAGCUGGCCAUCCAGAAAAUGCAGUUUGUGGUUUCUCAGCAUGUGAUGGAAAAUAUCAGGGCUCAGUGAAACCCAAGUCAGGAUGAAACCUAAUCUUAGAAUGAUUACAGAGUAAUGUAGACUGUGAAAAAUGGGACAAACACUUCUACAAGCAUGUGAAUCUGUUAAAUGUAAUUAAGCACAGUGUCUUGAAUUUUAUUUUGCGCCCUUAUGAUUUAUCUUUUAUUAAAGAGAUGGGUGCAAAUACAACAAAGGGCACAGAUGAUGAAGACCUUCGUCCAUUUUAACUGUGCAGCUCUCUGUAAGAAUUUAUAUUAAUCAUUAAUAUACAUUCUUUAUAUUAUAUUAAUGAAUAUAAUAUUGAGGACUCUGUUGGAAAACGACCCAUAUUUCUGUACUCGCUUAAACUUCAGCAAACUUUAGAAAUCUGUCAAUAAAUUUGGAAACUUUUA
Molecule: messenger RNA, 1752 nt
Organism: Haplochromis burtoni (Burton's mouthbrooder)
Lineage: Eukaryota; Metazoa; Chordata; Actinopteri; Cichliformes; Cichlidae
Gene: tha1
Product: threonine aldolase 1
Exons: 7
Coding region: 83-1369 (428 amino acids)
Biological process (GO): L-threonine catabolic process; glycine biosynthetic process
Cellular component (GO): cytosol
Molecular function (GO): L-allo-threonine aldolase activity
Source: RefSeq, a predicted model, not a curated record